UGCAAAAAAAAUUAUUGAGCUAGUGAGCAAAUGGAUUGCUAAUUUGACAUUAAAUGAACAAACAGAAGAUUCACUUGCGUUUUUAAAUGCAGAUCAAGAAAUGAAAAAUGAGGAUUUUCAACCAUCAGAUGAACCUAUUCAUCCUGAGGCAUCUCUCAAUG
Dentiscutata erythropus is the source of this 161-nucleotide messenger RNA. The record is from the annotation of a GenBank genome assembly. Lineage: Eukaryota; Fungi; Glomeromycota; Glomeromycetes; Diversisporales; Gigasporaceae.